Periophthalmus magnuspinnatus is the source of this 4358-nucleotide messenger RNA. It is a transcript of the gene nlk1, whose product is annotated as nemo-like kinase, type 1. The transcript has 12 exons. Bases 1056 to 2477 code for a protein of 473 amino acids. Gene Ontology annotation, molecular function: MAP kinase activity; ATP binding. Gene Ontology annotation, cellular component: cytoplasm; nucleus. The record is from RefSeq and is a predicted model, not a curated record. Lineage: Eukaryota; Metazoa; Chordata; Actinopteri; Gobiiformes; Gobiidae. Gene Ontology annotation, biological process: intracellular signal transduction; protein phosphorylation.
UCCCCCACCCAGCCUCGGCAGCUCCUCCUCCGCCGCCGUUAGCCUGUUAGCCCCGGCUCCCUCUGCCAAAAAGGGGCCAGAGACACCGCAAAUCACCCGGACUGCACGGGCAUCCAGCACCGGGAGACCGCUGGUGGAGCGUCCGACCCAGAACCGUGACGAAUAAACCAAAAAGACACGAUUAACGGGGGAUUUAACGCGAUAAAAGCGGCUAAUGAGUGGGGCUAGCCUCGGAGCUAACAGGCUAACAAUCCGCUGACGAGCUCCAAACCAAGGAUUCUGUGGAGAUUAUCUACCGCUGAUCUGUGCCAUAAAGACCCCCGAUUGACCGUGCCCGUUUUGCACUUUUGUGAUGCUAAAAGAAGCCAAAACCUGCGCUCGGGGGGACAUUUAGCGGGACAUUCAGCGGCAUAUGUAGGUCACUGCAGCGGCUGGAGCUGUAUCUGGGUCAGCGGCAUCAGCGGGUUAACUCUGCCGACUAGCACCAACAGCUGGUUAGCAUCGAAGCUAACACUCUCGAAGCAGCUUUUACGAAAGAUUUAUCUAAUAACAUUAAUUUUUAUUUAACUAAAUUUGUUUUUACGGCUGUCGUGAGCUUAUUUACGGCCAAAUCUGAAGUGGUUUCUGUUUAAUUUAUGUUUUAAGCUGUAAAAUAGCGAGUUCUCUGCGGACUGGGCACACAGCUGCUGCUACAAACAAAGAUAACUUGUAUGAUAAAAGUGGACAUUUUAAAGGCCAGGCUCGAAGCGCAGUUUUAAUUUGGUUUUUAUGAAGACUAUUGAAACUUUUUACGCAUUUCCAAGAGGUUGAAGUGUUUGAAGGGUUUUAUCAGUCUGAAAUCGCCUGGUGAUACGGUCAGAGGCUCGGGGAGAGGGGGCAUGCACACCGCGGUGAUCCUCCUCUCUGUGGCCGGGCUGCAGUAGCUUAUCCUCGGCCGUGGGACUGAGCAGGACCCCCCUCUGCCCUGGUUCUCCUGGAUGAGUUUUACUGGAGCUUGAAGGGUAACGGAUCGGAACUAGACCAACAGCAGUGCUUCUGUGGAGGUGCGUUGGAGCAUGGCGUUCCACAGCGGCGCUCCUCGUCAGCCCGUCGACAUGUUUCCUGGUUCGGAUCUGGGUCCAAAGUUCUUCUGUGUUAACUCUUCAUGCGCCGCACCUGCCUCCACUCUGACCUCUAGUCUCACGGGGUCCACGGCUCCGGCUCCUACCCCCAGACACCCCACUUCUCUGGGGGGCAGCGCGGGUGGAGGAGGGGCGGCAGUACCACAGCCCUACACCAACCCGGCCAGUGAGGUCCCGAGCCCAGCCGAGAUGGAGCCUGACAGACCCAUUGGAUACGGAGCAUUCGGAGUCGUGUGGUCAGUGACAGAUCCACGUGACGGCCGAAAAGUGGCUCUGAAGAAGAUGCCAAAUGUCUUCCAGAACCUGGUCUCCUGUAAACGAGUGUUCAGAGAACUGAGGAUGCUCUGCUUCUUCAAACAUGACAACGUGCUGUCGGCAUUGGACAUUUUGCAGCCUCCUCAGAUCGACUGCUUCGAGGAAAUAUAUGUGAUCACUGAACUGAUGCAGAGCGACCUCCAUAAAGUCAUCGUCUCCCCUCAGCCUCUGACCACUGACCACAUCAAGGUCUUCCUCUACCAGAUCCUCAGAGGUCUGAAGUACCUCCACUCUGCUGGAAUCCUACACAGGGACAUCAAACCUGGCAACCUGCUGGUCAACAGCAACUGUCUGCUUAAGAUCUGUGACUUCGGCCUGGCUCGUGUGGAGGAGCCUGACCCGUCUCGUCACAUGACCCAGGAGGUUGUGACUCAGUACUACAGAGCUCCAGAGGUCCUGAUGGGCUGCAGGCACUACGGAUCCGCCAUCGAUGUCUGGUCUGUGGGGUGCAUCUUUGCCGAACUGCUGGGGAGAAGGAUCCUGUUCCAAGCUCAGAGUCCCAUACAGCAGUUGGAUUUGAUCACAGAUUUGCUGGGGACUCCUCCUCUCUCUGCUCUGUCUUCAGCGUGUGAAGGGGCACGGGCACACAUCCUCAGAGGACCUCACAAACCCCCGUCUCUGUCUGUGCUCUAUAUGCUCUCUGACGGAGCCACUCAUGAGGCCAUCCACCUGCUCUGUCGAAUGCUCGUGUUUGACCCGUCAAAACGUAUCUCUGGCUCAGAUGCCCUGUCUCACCCGUACCUGGACGAGGGCCGUUUGAGGUACCAUACGUGUAUGUGCCAGUGCUGUUACUCUGUGCCCAGCGGGCGCGUCUACACCAGAGACUUUGAGCCUGUGGCCGAGCGCCCUUUCAGUCACAGCUACGAGAACAGCCUUCUGUCAGUGUGGCAAGGCAAAGAGCUGAUCCAUCGCUUCAUCACAGAGCAUCAGCAGGGAAAGAGAGUCCCUCUGUGCAUCAACCCCCAGAGUGCCGCCUUUAAGACCUUCAUCAGGUCUACGGCAUGGCAUUCGUCAAAAGUCUCUCGUAAAGAGGAGAGAUGAGCUCUGCUGCUGUGGAUCUGAGUCCGGACCAGGACCAAGACUAGGCCCAGGAUCAGAACCAGUCCCAUGGGUCCACUGUGGGUCCUUGUACAGACCCCUCCCAAAACCCACAUACCCACUGGACCCUGGAGCCUGGAACAGACCAAAUUUAGUCCAGAUUUAGUCUUGGUCCUGGUUUAUAACUGCUUUUAGACCAGGUUUAGUUCUGGUCUUUCCGUGGUUCUGGUUUAUAUCUGGCUUUAGAUCUGAUUUAUUCCGACCCCAGACGCCACUUUAGACCUGGUUUAAAUCUGGUUUAUGUUGUUUUUUCCAGGCUCACACAGAGGAUAGUCCAGGCCAGGAACUGGUCCAGACUAAUUUUAGACUAGGAUUAGUUAUGGUCCAGUCCCAAUCUCGUUGGUCCAGUCCGGUCCAGUCCCGGUCCAGGCCUGAUCUAGGUGUGGUCCAUUUCCGGGCUAGUCCUGGUCUAGUCCCGGUCCAGUUCCGGGUCGGACUCCUGGUGCUGUUGUACAGAGAAUCGCUGCUUAUUCAAAGUCUCGGUACAAACCUCGUUGGCGUUUUCGCUGUAAAAAUUUUUAAGGAGUUUUUGUUGUCUUUUUGGUAGAUAGUUUGAGUUUUGACGUCAUUCCAGUUUUGUGCAAUACUCCUCCUCGGAAAACCGCUCGCCGUGUCCGCACCAAAAACUAACCUCUUUAAGUUACAAAAUGGAUGAAACAUUUCAAACAACAACAGAUUUUAUCUAUCCUAUCCUUUUCAAAAAUAUCUCGCUCCAAAUUCAUGUAUUCAACUCAUAGACUAUAUAUAUAAAUGGACAUAACGUACUAGCUAACAUGCUAGCUGCCACAUUCAAACUGGAAGUGAGCAUAAUCAUGAAGUGUUUCCUUCGAGCUCUGGUUGCAAUUCACUUUCUAUUGAAAAAUUGUGGCCCCUAAGAGUUUUGUAUUUAUUCGCUCUACAUGAUCCUGUUUUUUUCCCACUCUUUUGUUCUCAAAUCAAGAUAUGAACAUUAAUAACUGAUUAAUCAGGGACCUUCUUUCUCUGAGAUUCCUCCUGAGUUAGCAACGGGUUUGGUUGCUGUCUGAUUAAGGAGGGAAGGUGGAUUACCUUUUAACACCCUUGCCCCUGAUUGGCUCUUUGGUUUUGGACUUCGGUUUCCAAAUAUCCAAAUCCCUGGUUGCAGCAAUAACUGCUAGCUUUGAUGAGCUUCAUUGGACUGGAGCCAAACGUGGGUGACCUCACUCAGUUCACUUUUUUAUAUAGACUGUGGUUCAAAUUUAGACUUGAUUUCACUACUUUUAAUUCACAAAAACACCAGAGCUGGAUUGUAUAACUCACUAACCUCAAAAGUGCCAUAUUUCUCCAACUAAGAUGGUGAAAUUACCCGUGAGAGCCAUUUUACUUUCUGUUUUUUAAACAUUUGGUGCAGACGCGGCCGGUUGAUGAACUUCAGGAUUCAAACGCCAAGGUUUUUCCUCGACUCAAAUCUCACUGUGUCCGAACUCUUCAAAAUAAUAAUAAUAAUAAUGUUUGAUGUCCACAUGUAGCAGCCUCACGCUUCCUGCUUCGUUCCCUGUUUUUUCAGAUAUCUCACUGAAUUUUGUUGAAUUUUGUUGUAUUUUUUACGUGUUUUGAGACUGCAGAGAGAGAGGCCAAAACUACAGGAUCCAAGAGUUUAAAAAAUAAUCCAGGAUUUUGGGAGCUAAAAAUGUGUAAAAUAUGAAGAGGUUUCUAUUAAGAGACUUAUUGUCAGAGAGUUUAGACCUGGUUUAGACCUGGUUUAGACCUGGUUUAGACCUGGUUUAGACCUGGUUUAGACCUGGUUUAGACCUGGUUUAGACCUGGUUUAGACCUGGUUUAGGCUUUGUUUUAGACCUGGCCUUA